Mesoplodon densirostris (Blainville's beaked whale) is the source of this 408-nucleotide messenger RNA. RefSeq names its product mitochondrial intermembrane space import and assembly protein 40-like. Gene Ontology annotation, molecular function: protein-disulfide reductase activity. Bases 1 to 408 code for a protein of 135 amino acids. The transcript has a single exon. Gene Ontology annotation, biological process: protein import into mitochondrial intermembrane space. NCBI's taxonomy places the organism in Eukaryota, Metazoa, Chordata, Mammalia, Artiodactyla, Ziphiidae. The record is from RefSeq and is a predicted model, not a curated record. Gene Ontology annotation, cellular component: mitochondrial intermembrane space.
AUGGCCUACUGCCGGCAGGAAGGGAAGGAUCGAAUCAUAUUUGUGACCAAAGAAGACCAUGAAACUCCAAGCAGUGCGGAGCUGGUGGCUGAUGACCCCAAUGACCCUUACGAGGAGCACGGACUGAUCCUGCCCAACGGAGACAUCAACUGGAACUGCCCGUGCCUGGGGGGCAUGGCCAGCGGCCCGUGUGGGGAACAGUUCAAGGCAGCCUUUUCCUGCUUCCACUACAGCACAGAGGAUGUCAAGGGGUCGGACUGUAUAGACCAGUUCCGAGCCAUGCAGGAGUGCAUGCAGAAGUACCCGGACCUCUAUCCCCAGGAGGAGGAGGAGAAGCCAGCGGAUCAAUUAGAGGAAACAGCUGUCUCUGAAGCCGCCACAACCAAAGAAGAGGAGGGGUCUAGCUAA